Molecule: messenger RNA, 2360 nt
Organism: Eublepharis macularius
Lineage: Eukaryota; Metazoa; Chordata; Lepidosauria; Squamata; Eublepharidae
Gene: PGM1
Product: phosphoglucomutase 1
Exons: 11
Coding region: 99-1787 (562 amino acids)
Biological process (GO): carbohydrate metabolic process
Cellular component (GO): cytosol
Molecular function (GO): phosphoglucomutase activity; magnesium ion binding
Source: RefSeq, a predicted model, not a curated record
UGCUACUAGAGGGGGAGAGAGCGGCGGAGGAAGGGUCACCCUGCAGGCAGCCCACCUUCUCAAACGUGCCCGCGAGCAGCCAGCGGAGCCCGGCCACCAUGGUGAAACUCGUGACCGUCAAGACCCAAGCCUACUCCGAUCAGAAGCCCGGCACCAGCGGGCUCCGCAAGCGGGUCAAGGUGUUCCAGGGCAACGCCAACUACGCGGAGAAUUUCAUCCAGAGCAUUAUCUCCACCAUCGAGCCAGCCGAGAGGCAGGAGGCCACCUUGGUGGUGGGGGGAGACGGCAGGUUUUACAUGAAGGAGGCUAUCCAGCUGAUCAUCCGCAUCGCUGCCGCCAACGGGAUUGGCCGCUUAGUAAUUGGACAGAAUGGAAUUCUCUCUACCCCUGCUGUGUCCUGCAUUAUUAGAAAAAUCAAAGCUAUUGGUGGCAUAAUUUUGACAGCAAGUCACAACCCUGGUGGACCCAAUGGAGAUUUUGGCAUCAAAUUCAAUACUUCAAAUGGAGGGCCUGCUCCUGAAGGGACUACCGAUAAAAUUUUCCAGAUUAGCAAAACUAUUGAAGAGUAUGCCAUAUGUCCAGAUCUACAAGUAGACCUCAGUACUAUUGGAAAGCAGCAGUUUGACUUGGAGAACAAGUUUAAACCAUUCACAGUUGAAAUUGUGGACUCAGUAGAGGCUUAUGCCAACAUGUUGAGAAAUAUUUUUGAUUUUAGUGCACUGAAAGAACUACUGUCCGGUCAGAACCAUCUAAAGAUUCGCAUAGAUGCUAUGCAUGGAGUUGUUGGCCCUUAUGUCAAAAAGAUCCUCUGUGAAGAACUUGGAGCACCUGCUAAUUCUGCUGUGAAUUGCAUACCUCUUGAGGACUUCGGUGGACACCAUCCAGAUCCAAACUUAACUUAUGCUGCUGACUUGGUUCAGACCAUGAAGACUGGCGAGUAUGAUUUUGGAGCUGCCUUUGAUGGAGAUGGGGAUCGCAACAUGAUACUUGGAAAACAUGGGUUCUUUGUGAAUCCUUCAGAUUCUGUGGCUGUUAUUGCUGCAAAUAUUUUCAGUAUUCCUUACUUUCAACAAACUGGUGUUCGGGGGUUUGCCCGAAGCAUGCCUACUAGUGGAGCAAUUGACAGGGUGGCCAAAGCUACAAAGAUUGCUUUGUAUGAAACUCCAACAGGCUGGAAGUUCUUUGGAAAUCUGAUGGAUGCAAACAAAUUAUCUCUGUGUGGAGAAGAGAGUUUUGGUACUGGGUCUGAUCAUAUUCGUGAAAAAGAUGGACUUUGGGCUGUCUUGGCAUGGCUGUCAAUCAUAGCUGUCCGCAAACAGAGCGUAGAAGAAAUCUUGAAAGAUCAUUGGCAAAAAUAUGGGCGGAACUUCUUCACAAGAUACGACUAUGAAGAGGUGGAUGCUGACAGUGCAAGCAAGAUGAUGAAGGCUCUAGAGACAAUAUUCUUUGAUCGUUCCUUUGUUGGGAAAAAGCUAUCUGCAGGUGACAAAUCGUACGCUGUAGAGAAAGCUGAUAACUUUGAGUACAGCGAUCCUGUGGAUGGAAGCAUCUCAAGAAACCAGGGUUUGAGGCUCAUCUUUACUGACGGUUCUCGCAUAAUCUUUAGACUAAGUGGCACAGGAAGUGCUGGAGCGACUGUGCGGCUGUAUAUUGACAGCUACGAAAAAGAUGCCCCCAAAAUAUAUGAAGAUCCACAGGUCAUGUUGGCUCCCCUCAUCUCCAUUGCACUGAAGCUUUCCCAGCUUCAUGAGAGAACUGGUCGUACUGGCCCUACUGUCAUCACAUAAGAAGGGAACCAGGGGUUGCUGGAAUAGACGGCCUGGAGUGACUUGGCAGCUGUCAGUUGAAAUCAGCUGGUCUUCAUUUCAAAUGUAUCCCUAAAAAUGCUAACACUAUUUAAAAAGCAUGAUGAAGUGAGAAAAAGAUGUCAUUUUUUUUAAAGAGCAAAGUUUACACUAUGUGUAUGCUAAUAGACAUUGUCUUUUUAUUGUCACCUGUUGCCUUUCUAAUUCUUGCAUAGUACGUACAUAGGAUAUGCUGCCUUUUGGUUUGGCAGGGAUUAAAACAAAUUACUGUAUUAAAAACAGCAUUGGGAAGAAAAUCCUGUUGCCCUUUUCAGAAAUUCCUGAAUUAUCUUUGCCCAAAAAGCCUUUGGCAAUGUGCCAAAUCUUUGUGUCACGAAGUACAUAUACAAUCGCUGUGAAUGACUAUCUGCUCCCCCUUCUCUGAAACAUCCUGUUUCAAAUAGUAUCUAUCAGUUGAAGUCUGUACCACAGUCUGCUGUACAAAGACCACCACUCUUCCAUGGAAAGCUGCAUUGAUACAAACGUUGCAAAAUAUUAAAAUGAAAUGAAGCAGUA